This is a messenger RNA of Myxocyprinus asiaticus (Chinese sucker), 5166 nucleotides long. RefSeq names its product TSC22 domain family protein 2-like. The coding region runs from base 588 to 2570 and encodes 660 amino acids. The transcript is spliced from 4 exons. NCBI's taxonomy places the organism in Eukaryota, Metazoa, Chordata, Actinopteri, Cypriniformes, Catostomidae. The record is from RefSeq and is a predicted model, not a curated record. Gene Ontology annotation, biological process: regulation of transcription by RNA polymerase II.
CGUAGCCAUCUUGUGUAGCGCAAAGGAAGAGCAGCCGUUAGCCUGAGACAUCUACUAACAGGAAAACAGUGACAAACGCUCGCUAUACCAGUAACAUAUUCUCUUAAAGUGAGAAACAGUUUGUGAACAUGUAUUAUUAUGCCUCAAGAUGUCUGGCAGGCAUGUUUCAGCGAGGAUUUGUGCUUUUGGAGGCGGGAGAGUGUUGAAAACUGAAGGCGCCUCAGACUCGAGUGACUCUCGCGACUGAAGAGUUUCAUCUGCGAGAACGGCCUGAGGGAAACUCUCACACCGGCAAAUGGCCUUCAUUUAGGACACGGGCUCGGAAAUAUUAAACACAUCUGGAUUAAAGCUGUCAUAGUGUUUGGAGUUUCUGAAGGUUCAAUUUUAAGGAUUUAAAAUACUAAAAAUGCUGCGAUGAGGACUCGCGAGCCGACGGAGCUCUGAGGGAGUCUUGAGUGAGCGUGACGCUAACGGAAAAAUAUACAAUAUAUUAUUUUUUUAUAUAAACAGUGUUACUGCGCUAAAUUUGAAGCUGUACGCUUCAUCCUGACGUGUCAAAGUCAGUAACAUACUUUUAAGCGGUCAAAAUGUCGAAAAUGUCGAAAAAGAAGAGCUGUUUUCAGAUCACGAGCGUAACGCAGGCUCAGGUGGGGGCCAGCAGCAUCACGGACGAUACCGAGAGUUUGGACGACCCGGACGAAUCCAGAACCGAGGAUAUGUCCUCAUCAGAGAUAUAUGACAUGUCCAAAUUUGGCGAUUUUGAGCAGGGGGCGUGUAACGUCAGUUUAUCGGAUGAACCGCUAAAUAACGACUUGGAAACAUCUGGCGCCAGCUUGUCAAUGACGAUACCUGGCUCUUGUAAUACAGGUGGUCUUCACACAAACCCAAAUGUUCGUGGAGUCAUUGGUGCUGCAAGCCAAAUGACCACUGCCUCUGUACCUUCCCAGCCUUCAUCUUCAGUUGCUGGUGGUGUUGCAUCUAAUGCACCAUCCAGUUUGUCACAGACAUCAACAUCAUUUUGCACUUCUGCUACAGUAAGUAGUUGCAGUUCCCGUUUCAGAGUCAUCAAACUAGAUCAUAGUACAGGUGAGCCCUUCAAAAGAGGUAGGUGGACUUGCACUGAGUUCUAUGAGCGAGAUACGGAUGUUUCCUCAUCCGGUCGGACUGUGGAUAAUGUUAAACAGGCUGGCAUCUUGGACCAUAAUGUGGACAGGGAUGGACUAGCAGUUCCUGUUGCAGCAGAACCACAUACUGAUAGUGGUUACAUGUCUGUACCAUCUAAUCCUCCUGUGGAGCUUCAACAGCAAAGUUUUGGCAUUUCACAGCAGGGAUUAGGGAACAUUUUCCCCGCGGGGACCGGUGAUGCCCACAUUCAACAUGUCAAAUCUCCUAGCAUGCCUUCUACAACUCAGCCACAGGCUUUCCACCCAGGUAAACUGGCACAAAACCCUGGUCAUAUCCUUCCCGCUGGUAUUCCAUCUAAUCCAUCAGACUAUAGGUCACAGCAUCAGCCUCCCUUGCAAACUCCUAUCUCCUCAGCCCAGACGCUAACAGUGACCUCUAUUCCGCUUGGAGUCCCUUUGAACCGGGGCUCAUCACCUGUCAUGACCCCUGCUGCGGGAAGCACUCAUGUUCUCGGAUUAGUUCCACCUCAGGCUGCGGAUACUAUAGGGCACGGCAGAGGGCCACUUCCCAUCAGCCAUACGGAGCAUAUUCAGGGGCUCAUACAGCAGUCGGGCAUUGGUGCAGCUCUAGGGACAGCCACAGCUGUUGUUUCGCAGGCACCAGUGCCGCUCAUUCAGCCAGCAGUAACUACGUCUGUCACCCCCCAUGCUUUGGUCCCUGGUGUACAAAAUGUGCCUGUUAUGUCCAGUGCCUCUAAUACCCCGCAGAGCAUGCCAAACCAGACUCCGGUACCUGUUGUACAGCCCCAACAGGACCAGCCUCAGGGAGUCCACAGCGGUUCCACGGUAGGACUGAGCAUGCAGACUUCCCCCUCCAACUUUAGCCAACUUCCCAUCAGCACCACUCAGGCCGAUGAGAACCGGAGGAACUCUGAUGCGCUACCUCAGAGCUUUGUCAUCAUAGGAAAAGAUGCCACCAAGGCCCUGAAUCCAGAGUGCUUGAAGCUUCCCACACCUGCUGUCAACAGCCUGUUUGGAAUAACUAUUCCCAUUGAUGGAGAUGAUGACGGGAACCCCUCUACUGCUUUCUAUCAAGCCUUCCCAAACUGCAGGGCAAAGGUCAUCAGUGAUGGUGCCUCUGGUGCCAGCGUUGUUGCCAUUGAUAACAAAAUUGAGCAGGCUAUGGAUCUCGUCAAAAGCCAUCUAAUGUAUGCUGUGCGCGAGGAAGUGGAAGUCUUGAAAGAGCAAAUAAAGGAACUCUAUGAGAGGAACUCCCUUCUAGAGAGAGAAAAUGCAGUAUUAAAAUCUCUGGCCAACACCGAGCAGUUAAAUCAGCUCACCAACCCUGAAAGCACUUCACCCCAACAGACAGGAGUGAACGCAAUCCUCCAGGAAGGAAGCAAACUCGUGACCUUGCCCCCACAUCCCAACGUGUCCACGGCGUAAUGAACCUUCUAUCGUGGGAUACCAUAGACAAAAGCAAAAAUGUACAAAUCUGCUAAUGACUUUUUGUUUCCAGUCUUGUUUGCCACCAAUUUGUGGAGAGCCAUGCUUCAGUUGUAUGUGCUGCGUGGCUUUCCCAGUAUUAGACAGUCAUUUUGGGAAAGCUUUUGUUUGGCUGUCGGGGUGAGGUUUGCAGCAGGUCGCCCUCCGCAUGUGCUGCUUGCAGGUGUAGAAGGAACGGGUGGAGAUGGCACUUUGGCAGGAAGCCAUUGCUAGACUUCCAAGUCUUGCAGGUGGAGACUAAAGCAUUUAAAGGCAUAUUCCGGGUUCAAAACAAGCUAAGCUCAAUUAACAGCAUUUGCAGCAUUAUAUUACAUAAAAUCGCGCAAGUCACUUAUAUCGUCGAGUAAGUCACUUACAGUGGAAGUGAAUGGGGCCAGUCCAUAAAUGCUAAAAUACACACCAUUUCAAAAGUAUAGACGCAAGGCUCAUUUAUCAUUAAAAUCAUGUUAACACACAUAUUGUUUAUGGACUGGACCCGUUCACUUCCAUUGUAAGUGCCUUAGUAUAAUUGCUUUUUUGUGGUAAUCGAUACAAAUGCUGUUGAUUGAGCUUAACUUGUAUCGAACCCAGAAUAUUCCUUGAGGUCUACCAUGUAAAAGCUGGGAGAUUUGUGUUUUUCCAGAGCCAAUGUUCUACAGCAUGAUUAAAUCCUUUCGUCUGUUUAGUUUUACUGUUUGCAUAUAUAUUUAUUAGAGGGCUGCUAUUUUCUUAAUGUAAAUGAACAAUGUAACAGAGGUCUAUUAUAUAAAGAAACUUUCUUUUGGUUUCUAAAGUGUAUAAUAAAUGUUAAUGCAUUUAUUUUGUUAAUUUGCAUCAAGUUUUAGGCAAUAAUGUCCCCAUGGCACAGUUCCAACACUAAAGGUGAUUCAUCUUUGGCAUUGAUGAUAUACAGGCCUGUAUAGUUGGGUUGAUGGGGGUUUAAUGUACAUGUGUUUAGAUUGUAAAGUAUUUUAAGCAUAGCCGGUUGUACUGGUGAGCACCAGUUAUCAAGUAUUUCUCUUUUUGGGAUUUUUAUUAAGGAUAAUUCAGCCUGAUCUCAUGAAAAUGAUGUAACUUUAGCAAAAUGAUAUUACAUGGUUCAUUACACUUAUCGCUGCAGUUUCAAGGUGAAAUGUCCACUAAGGGGCGCUAAAAGCGAGUUUAAUGUUUUCCCAGAAUGAUGACGUUUUAAAUGAAUAAAACCUACUUACCUACCCUAAACCUUUAACCUAAGCCUAACCGAUAGUGUCAUUAAAGCAAAUGUGAAAUGAAAAACACAAUAGCUGAAGCAGCCGCGUCAUUUUGUGGCACUAAUAUGACACUAUGCAUUCACGUUUCAACUCGGACUUUGGCAUUCUAAAUCCAACGCUCUAUCAGUUUCGCCAGUUAGCAAGCUAGUCUUGGUUUUAUAUGUAGUUAUGUAAUGCAAGCGUUAAAAUGCAUUUAGUUUCAAGUCAUGUGCUAUAGUAAAUAAUAAGUGUUUAUGAACUGUUUAUCUGUUAUACUCGUGAUUUGAGUGAAUAAAACUCAAUGCUGUUGUAGCGCCUUUAGUGUUCAUUUCUCGAGAACUGCAGCGAUACGUAGAGCGAGGCAUGUAAAACUUAUUUUACAAAAAUGUAGUUAUGGUAACGUUUUUACUUUGAGACCAGGCUGCUAUAAUUGCCACACUUCCCCAACAUUCUUCAGUUAUAAUUUUAUUGAAAUUUAGUUAAAACAUUUUUUUUUGUUUUUUCUGGGAUGGGGAAAAAGCUGUGAAUUUGUUCAUACAAACAUAUUUGUAACCAAAGAAGAAAAGCUGUGUACACUUUCUUGCUCGCUUUUUUUUACUUUAUGUCAAACAAUCUUUUGUUUCUGGUUAGCAUGUUCUAUCACACCAUUUUUUUUUUUUACCUCAUGUUUUAUUUUAGUAUAAUAAUAAUUUAAAGCAAUCUGUGAACAAAGUUAGAUGGUGAAGGGUAAUUUCUGGUAAUUUUUUGAGGAAAAGCCCCAUAACAAACAAACCUGACGAUGGGAAAAAUUGUCAGUUGUAUGGUUUUGUAAAACUUGAAAUCCAGAUGAAUGUGUAUUACAUUACAUAAAAUGUAUGCAAUUAAUUAAAGUUACAGUAUAUUUUAAGGCGUGGUUUACACUGAUUACUAAACUUACAACACAAUAAAAUAGUAAUCACACAGAAAAAAAUAAAAGUAAAAUCAAUCCACAACAAGAGUUUGCAGUUCACAUAUGAUUUUGAAAUCAUUUAUGUAUCGGGCAUGCUUUUUUAAUGUCUUUUGUGCCUCUUCUACCAUGGAUAUUUAAAAAAAAAUUUUUUCCCCAUCUUGAGCCAAACCGUAAUAAUGUACAAUCACUGUACGUCAGUAUAUAUCACCUGAUGAACUUUUAUUUUUUGCUUGUUUUUUUCUUUUUUGUUGAAGGAAUAUAGCAUACAAGCAAAUGUAUCGUACUUGAUCACUGAGCCUUUGAAAAUAUCUUAAGAAUACCCUUGUAAUGUGCUGUUUUGAAAAGUUUAGUUUUCUGUCAAAAAUAAAUGACUGUUCUAUUAAGAACUGACCAUUUUAAA